Molecule: messenger RNA, 420 nt
Organism: Suillus subaureus
Lineage: Eukaryota; Fungi; Basidiomycota; Agaricomycetes; Boletales; Suillaceae
Exons: 2
Coding region: 1-420 (139 amino acids)
Source: RefSeq, a predicted model, not a curated record
AUGCGCAUAACCAGAGACAACUUGCUUCACGCUACCAAAUCCUUAUGCAUUGAUUUCGCAUCCAAGAAAGAUCCAGACGCUCUCAUGACGCAUUUCUCUACGACACACCAGUGCUCAGCAUAUGAACAUGGUUUACCUAUUCUUGCUCCAUUUCUGGGUCGUCACUUUGUCGGACGUGACGGAGUACGAGAUUACUUCAAAACCGUAGCUUCGACUCUGAGUUUUGAAGGAAUGGAGUUUUCAGAGUAUAUCGUCGAUCCAGAAGUCCAGAAAGUUUCGAGCAGAGCUGGGACGAGAUAUUUACAUAUGUGCUUGACUUUGACGACUGAUUGCAAGGUUACAGAUUAUCAGGUUUGGGCAGAUACAGGCGCUGCAUACCUUGCUAGCAAUGGUCAAGUUGGACACGAGCUAGGAUUGUAA